AUGUCUCACCCUAUCCAGUGCUUCCAAGAUGUCGUCGGGCUCGGCGCCCUCGCUUCGCACGCGAUUCGGCACCCCUUGGACUUUCACCACAGCGUUGGCCCCUCGCUCAACGAGCUCACGGGUGGUCUUCUAGGGCCAUCCUUCGAUCCAGAGCGUGAUACUCCCGAUCAAUCAGGAAAGAUCAUCUUUGUCACCGGAGGAAACACUGGCCUCGGAAAAGAAACAGUCCUCCAACUGGCGCGGCAUCGCCCAGAACGUAUAUACCUCGCCGCACGAACCGCGACUAAGGCCCAAGAUGCAAUCACCUCGAUCCAGGAAGCCCUCCCCUCCCCCGCAGACAUUCGACACAUACCCUUGGACCUCGCGUCCUUCGCGUCCAUCCGCGCGGCUGCAGAACAAUUCCACUCCGAGUGCGAUCGCCUAGAUACUCUGAUUCUCAAUGCCGGUACAAUGGGGAAUCCGCCAUCUCUCACGGAAGAGGGCUACGAGAUCCAUAUCGGGACGAACCACAUUGGCCACUUUCUCCUCACCAAGCUGCUCCUCCCCACUCUCCAACACACGCUGUCCCGCUCCCCGGAUGUCCGAGUGAUCACGCUAGGCUCGCUAGCAGGGAACAGCGCGCCAUCAUACGAUGUUAUAACCUCAACUUCUGGCCUGAUGGCUCACGGCUGGUCAACGCGGUAUGGUGCGUCCAAGGCAGCAAACGCGCUCUUUGCUGCGGAGUUGGCUCGGCGGUACCCGGAGAUUAUGUCCGUCUCCGUCCAUCCUGGGACAGUGGGGACCGAUCUAUAUCAGCACUCUAAACAGGCUGGCCCUCUUUACAACCUCAGUGUUGCUCUAAUGUCGAUAUUUCUUCGUAGUCCUCGUACAGGAGCUUUGACGCAGAUCUGGGCUGCAAGUGCACCAAGGGAGAAUUUGGUCAAUGGCGGAUACUAUGUUCCGAUCGCAGCGAAGGGGGUAUCACAGUACGAGGGGGAUUAUCUUCCCGAUCUAAGCAUUCCCCGCUUUCAGGUGAUGCGCACUCAGGAUGCGCACGAAUACGCAGAAGCCUUCAAGACCGGCCGGAUUCCCCCAUGGCUGCAUGCCCUUUAUAUGCACUGGAGGGACCUGCUCCAGGAGCCUUUCAAGGGUGUAACAAUUGAUGGAAACGUCCGCCCAAAUCUAUUCGAGCUUCAAGACGAACAAAUCCCUAUCGACAACAUCGUCGCCGCAACAACACAUCUCUUCUCGCUUCUCAGCAACGAUCAAAAGCAGAAGCUCUGCUACCAUAUCGAUUCACCAGAAUGGCGGACAUGGUCGAACCCGGAGUUCCUUCUCAGCGACAAGGGCCUUCGCCUGGACGAAGUCAAUAGCUCAAUACGCUCCGCCAUUCUCGCCAUCCUCCAAUCCACCCUCUCCCCAGAAGGCUACGACAAGGCGCUUAAAGCGAUGCGAAUAAACCACUUCCUCGGCGAACUCGUCGAGUCUCCGCGCGUCAUGAAUGAGUUUUCCUACAACUUCGUCCUCUUCGGCAAUCCCUCCACCACAAGACCCUGGGGUUGGUCUUUCUACGGCCACCACCUCUGCCUCAAUAUCUUCCUCUACAAGAACCAAAUUAUCGCCUCCCCGUGGUUCACAGGUGCCGAGCCGAAUGAAAUUGACUCGGGCCCCUACAGAGGCACGCGCAUCCUCCACAUUGAGGAAGCCCUCGGUCUCAAACUCAUGCAAUCACUCCCCAACCAUCUACAAUCAAAAGCGCAAACGUACACUCAGAUGAAAGACCCGGCCAUGCCGCCGGGUCGUUGGAACCGCGACGACCAGCGACACCUCUGCGGUGCGUACCGCGACAACCGCAUCGUUCCCAACGAGGGUGUCCCUGUGUCGCUCUUCACCGCGGAACAAAAGUCGACGCUCUACGGGAUCUUGGAGCAAUACCUGCUCUAUCUUCCUGCGUACUCACGAGCGCUCAAAAUCAGCCAAGUCCAAAGGUAUGAAUCCGAGACAUACUUCUCCUGGAUUGGAGGGUUUGCAGACACCGACCCGUUCUACUUCCGGAUUCAGAGCCCGGUGGUUCUCGUCGAGUUUGACCACCACUCGGGUGUGUUUUUGACAAAUGAAGAGCCGAGGAAAUUUCAUAUUCAUACGCUCCUGAGGACGCCGAAUGCGGGGGAUUAUGGCGUUGCGCUGAAGCCGUUGAUUCCAGCUGUGGAAGGGCUGAAUGGGAAGGAGAUUGUUUGGUAG
This is a messenger RNA of Aspergillus versicolor CBS 583.65, 2220 nucleotides long. RefSeq lists its product as uncharacterized. The transcript has 4 exons. The coding region runs from base 1 to 2220 and encodes 739 amino acids. NCBI's taxonomy places the organism in Eukaryota, Fungi, Ascomycota, Eurotiomycetes, Eurotiales, Aspergillaceae. The record is from RefSeq and is a predicted model, not a curated record.